This is a messenger RNA of Linepithema humile (Argentine ant), 1212 nucleotides long. It is a transcript of the gene borr, whose product is annotated as borealin. Gene Ontology annotation, biological process: mitotic sister chromatid segregation. The record is from RefSeq and is a predicted model, not a curated record. Lineage: Eukaryota; Metazoa; Arthropoda; Insecta; Hymenoptera; Formicidae. Gene Ontology annotation, cellular component: chromosome, centromeric region; spindle midzone; chromosome passenger complex.
GGUUCAUAUUUGUUCAAUGGCGGUAAAUGCGGUAAACAGUUGAAAGCAAGUCAAACCAAUAACGGUUUUUCCAACGUGAAACAUUUAACAAAUCUCAGAAGAGAGGUCCGAGAGACCGGAUUUAAUAUUCUUGAAAACAAUUUCAUGUUCUCAUUCAAAAUAAGAUUGAGCAACGUUAUACGACGUGUCAAGUGAAUUGAAGAAAUCCGGUCAUCACUUUGGGUUCUUGUGAUCGAAAUGCCGCGAACCAAGUAUACACGCAAAACGAAAGCGAAUGAUUCGAUUAAAGAAUAUAACAUGAUGAUUCAGACUUACGAUAGACACGUACAAACACGUAUUGCCAAAUUGGAACGUGACGCACAGACGGAAGUCAAAAGCUUCGAGACCUUCGUCGAUGUUAUGGUUAACCGUAUACCGACAGAGAUACGUCAAAUGACGCUGAGCAAGAUACUUGUUUGGCAAAACGGCGACAAACAGAAGGAAAAUUACAAUAAUGAAGUGAACUCGUUUGACAACAAUUGUAUGCAGCCGCCUGCGAAACCUAAAGCUAAACCAAAAACGGUGAAUAAAGCUAUGAAGCGUCUAACCACUGCUAUAUCUGAUGAUGGAUAUGCGACUGAAGGCGGUACCAGCAUAGGCAGCACAUCAAAAAGUAAAAGACGGACACAAGUAACCACAACAAGGAAGACACGUAGUUCAACUAUGGCAAGCAAAGCUAAACUUAUGGAGAUUAAUCACUUCAAGACACCAGCGAUGCUGAAACCUCCACCCAACGUGUACGAUGUGGUUACGCCAAAGAUCAAGCCCAACACACCAUUAAAUGUGCUGAGACGUCCACGCCAAGGAGAAAUGGUUCUCAGCAUGAAGGGUAGUCCACUGUUGGUCUCUGCUAUUGUUGAAGAAAAAACUGCUAAUAUCAAUGUACCUUUGGCUGAUGGCAAUGUAAUGUCUUUAUUGCCUCAAGAGGGAUUACGCAUGUCACAUAUUCCUUCUCUGGAUGCUGAAACAAUGCUUCAAUUGCAAACACUUAAGAAUCAUAUUGAGAAAGUUAUUUCAUUGAAGUAGCAGUAAUUGUCAAUAAAUAUAGGAUAUAUAAUGUAAUAUAAUACGUAAAAUAUUUGUUUAUUUUCAUACACAGCCUUAGAAAAUGGUAAAUUAUAUCUUUCUCUAAUUUGUUUUGAUGAUUUUAUAAUAAAUAUCUUUUAUAUUGUA